AUUAUAUCAGAAGUGUAGAGGAAGAGUGAGUAGAGCCUGCUACACUCACUAACGGUCAAUAAAAACAGACAUGGAGCUCGGAUCAGUGGUUAGUGCUGUUAGAAGUAAGAGAGUGCUGAUUGGUGAUGAACUGCGUCCUGCUGUCGUAGUAAUAAAAGAUGGGAAAAUACAUCAGAUAGUGUCACACAGCAGCAGGCUUUCUGAGGAUGAUGGCUGUGAGGUGUUGGAUGUGGGUGACAGUGUAGUGAUGCCAGGAAUUGUCGAUUGCCAUGUUCAUGUGAAUGAGCCGGGUCGCACCUCCUGGGAGGGUUUCUGGACCGCAACAAGGGCUGCUGCCGCUGGAGGGGUGACAACUAUUGUGGACAUGCCACUGAACAGCAUCCCUCCAACUACAACACUCAGCAAUUUUCAUGAGAAGCUGCGGGAGGCGACGGGGCAGUGUUUUGUGGACACGGCCUUCUGGGGAGGAGUGAUCCCUGGCAAUCAACUUGAGCUGCGGCCCAUGAUCCAGGCCGGAGUCGCCGGCUUCAAGUGUUUCCUGAUCCACAGUGGGGUGGAUGAGUUCCCCCAUGUGGUCGACUAUGAUCUGCACACAGCCAUGAAGCAGCUGCAAGGCACAGGAAGUGUCCUCCUGUUUCAUGCAGAGAGGGAGGUUGAGAAACCAACAGAGGAGACUGGCGAUCCAUCCCAGUACUCCACCUUUCUGCAGUCCAGGCCAGAUAUCAUGGAGACAGAAGCUAUUCGCAUCGUCACAGAACUCUGCCUGCAGUACCAGGUGCGGUGCCACAUAGUUCAUUUAUCCUCUGCAAAGCCUCUGGAACUGAUCCAGAAAGCCCGUCAAGCUGGAGCCCCACUGACAGUGGAGACGACCCACCACUACCUCAGCCUGUGUGCAGAAAACAUACCGGCAGGAGCUACACAGUUCAAGUGCUGCCCCCCCAUCAGGGGAUCUAUUAACCAGGAGAAGUUAUGGUUGGCACUGAAGGCCGGACAGAUUGACAUGGUGGUGUCUGAUCACUCCCCCUGCACCCCCGAUCUGAAGAAACUGGACAGUGGAGACUUCACUCAAGCCUGGGGAGGAAUUUCUUCUUUACAAUUUGGCCUGCCUCUGUUCUGGAGCUCAGCCAGUAAAAGAGGCUUUCAGCUGUCUGAUGUUGUGAGGCUCCUCAGCAGAAAAACUGCUCAGCUCUGCGGUCUGGACAGCCGCAAGGGAAGCCUGGCCCCCGGCUAUGAUGCCGACUUGGUCAUAUGGGACCCAGAGAGAGAAUUUGAGAUUCAAGAAGGAAGUAUCCAUCAUAAAAACAAGUUAACUCCUUACCUCGGCCUCAGCCUGCAUGGAGCUGUAUGUUCCACCAUCCUGAGGGGUCGACUGGUGUACAGAGACAGAACCUUCUGCCCCAAACCUCUGGGGACACAUCUCCUCAUCCCCCCGAAGACUAAUCAAGCCCAACUGUGAAGCAUAACAACCGGCUCUAAUAAUAAUAAUAAACCUUAUUGUGUUUACUGACUCUGA
Acanthochromis polyacanthus (spiny chromis) is the source of this 1513-nucleotide messenger RNA. Its product is annotated as Allantoinase, mitochondrial. Lineage: Eukaryota; Metazoa; Chordata; Actinopteri; Pomacentridae. The record is from RefSeq and is a predicted model, not a curated record. Gene Ontology annotation, biological process: purine nucleobase catabolic process; allantoin catabolic process. The coding region runs from base 71 to 1456 and encodes 461 amino acids. Gene Ontology annotation, cellular component: cytoplasm. The transcript is spliced from 11 exons. Gene Ontology annotation, molecular function: allantoinase activity; cobalt ion binding; zinc ion binding.